Molecule: messenger RNA, 1604 nt
Organism: Malus domestica (apple)
Lineage: Eukaryota; Viridiplantae; Streptophyta; Magnoliopsida; Rosales; Rosaceae
Product: phosphopantothenate--cysteine ligase 2-like
Biological process (GO): coenzyme A biosynthetic process
Cellular component (GO): cytoplasm; nucleus
Molecular function (GO): phosphopantothenate--cysteine ligase activity
Source: RefSeq, a predicted model, not a curated record
UACCAAGUUGGACUGCCGAAAUAGAGUCGGUGGGGCCAAACUUUGAUGGGAUCUUCAUACUUCACCGUUCACAGUCACGUCUUUAGCCGUUGAUAUUCAUCGAUUAUAAUAUUUUCGCGGGAAUCAAGGGCUACGAAACGCUUCAUCCUUCGAUUCUUCCCAGAAGUUUGAAUCGCCGAAUCGAAAGACAAACCCACUUCGAUUCUCAUCAGCUGCUCUCAGCUCUCUCACUCCAGCAUACAUAUAUGGGUUUUUGGAAUUUGAAGAAUAUUUGUUCCCCAUUUUACAUUCACCUUUACCUCAUGAUCCUUGAGGUUUUUUACUUUGUGUGGGCAAUCUCAAAUGGCUCUAACAAAUGGGUUGGAAGUUCAAAAGGAAAUCCUGGAUGCCGAAAUCAAGUCAUUUUUUGACUCAGCUCCUCCUUUGAAGGACAGCGAUGAUAUCAGUGGAAAACUUGAGGAAUUUGUGAAGAAGAAUUCAGUACCUUCCGGAAGUGGAGAAGUUAGGAGGGUCGUGUGUGUGACAUCAGGUGGCACUACGGUUCCUCUAGAGCAACAAUGUGUUCGCUACAUUGACAACUUCAGCUCAGGUCACAGAGGAGCAGCAUCCACAGAGUACUUUUUGAAGGCAGGUUAUGCUGUUAUCUUUCUAUACCGAAGGGGCAGUUGCCAGCCAUAUUGCACAUCUCUUCCCGAUGAUCCUUUGCUUGAAAGUUUUGAAUGUACGGAUGACUCAAAUAUUAAAGUGUGCCAGUCACAUUCAGAAGUAGUGAGGAAUGCCAUCACUAAAACUCAUGCUGCAGUAACAGGAGGCCUCUUGUUGAAACUUCCUUUCACAACCAUAUUCGAGUAUCUUCAGAUGUUGCAGAUGAUUGCAUUUUCAAUAAGAAGUCUCGGGCCACAUGCAAUUCUUUAUCUUGCAGCUGCAGUGUCUGACUUUUAUGUUCCGUGGAAAAGCAUGGCAGAACACAAAAUUCAGUCGGGAUCUGGUCCAUUGGACAUGCGACUAGUUCAGGUGCCAAAGAUGCUCUUAGUGCUGAGGAAAGACUGGGCGCCAAGGGCCUUCUGUAUAUCAUUUAAGCUAGAGACGGAUUCAAAGAUUCUUUUAGAGAAGGCUGAUAUGGCUCUUAAGAAGUACAAGGUGCAUAUGGUUGUAGCGAAUGAACUUUCAACCCGCAAGGAAGAGGUUGUAGUCGUCAGAAGUAAUGAAAAGAUAUCAGUUCGCCGAAACCAAUCUCCGGGUGUUGUUGAUGUGGAGUGUCCACUAGUUGAACUUAUUGUGGGAAGACAUUCGGCGUAUAUCGAGAAUCCUGAUCUAUGAUGAGUAUCGAUUUCACCUGGCAGAGGAUCAGUGCAACAUACAGUUCCCAUUAUGUUCAAGAUUCACCCAAGCUUUCUUAUGCUUAACGAAGAACGUAGCUGUUUUAUGUCCGCGUACUAUGUUCGAGCAAAAGAUUCUAAACAAAGUUUUCUCUUGAAAGCAAUCAAAUUACUUGUAACACGCAUAACUUUUAAGGGGAGAUAAAGAAGUAAUUGUCUCCCUUAUUUCGAGGAACUGCAAAGUUCUGGUUAAUAAGGCUCAAGCUCUUAUUAUCUUUCUUAUUU